Molecule: messenger RNA, 1302 nt
Organism: Bathycoccus prasinos
Lineage: Eukaryota; Viridiplantae; Chlorophyta; Mamiellophyceae; Mamiellales; Bathycoccaceae
Exons: 1
Coding region: 1-1302 (433 amino acids)
Molecular function (GO): catalytic activity
Source: RefSeq, a predicted model, not a curated record
AUGAAAGCGUCGUCAAUAUCGUUUGCUUUUUCUAAGCGCUCCUCCUCGGGGGCUCUUCUUCUUUAUCUGUUUGCGCGAAGAGGAGGAGGAAAAGAGAGAAGGAUUCUAACGAACGUGCAUCACCCGCUUCAGAUGAGAAGAAUUUCGAAGAUGAUGAUGACGACUUCUUCUUCUUCUUCUCACGACGAAAAGGAGGAAAAGGAGGAAAAGAGCUCGGAGAGCAGUUUUAGGAAAAAGAAAAGGAGGGCGAACAAAACGAAGGGACCGCACGCGGCGACGAGAGAGGAAAAGAAAGCCGGAAAAUUUGCCAGAGAACAUGUUGCUGAUUUUACUAACGGUAUUGGUGAUGAUAUUGCGAAUAGAGACGACGACAUCGCGUUCGCGUUGGACACACACAACCGAAGGAUUUUAUACGUGGCCAGACGGACGAGCGACAUAAAAAGUUCCACGUUCAACUUAAUAUGCGGGUUAAGAGAACUCGCGUUUGAAGCGAAGGAGAGUGGACGGGAAAAGAGGAACUACGGGGACACGAAGUGCAGAGAGAGGAUGUUCGUCGUGCGUAAAGGAGGUGGUCGCGAGGAUGAUACGCGUUUGGAAGAAGAGGCGAAGAAGAAAACGAAGGUUUUGACGUUGUCUGAAUUUGAUCGAGCGGUUGUGAAAGUCGGUCACUCGAAGGUGUGCGUCAUACAGGAGGAAGAGAUGGAGGAGGUGGAAAACGAAAAUGACGACGAGGGAAGAGAAGGCGUUGGAUACGAGUGCGUGGACGUGACUGAGUUUAGCGAAAGAGCGUUGAUGCGAGGCAAAAUCGAAUCAGAUAGAAUGAUUGAAGAUGAGUUCGGGAGAGCGGAAGAAGCACAAAAUUCUUCGUAUCCGAGCGACGCGGAUGCGUUCUUCGUUCGAUUUUCCUCGAAUUCAAACAGAAGCCAAGAAGAAUCGAAAGGAGACGAAGAAGAAGAGGAAAAAGAAGAGCGCUUCGAGCGCGCCUCUCACAGAAAUGUCGUCGCCGCGCUUCGAGACGACGCGACCGGUAAAAUCAUAUCCUUGGCUAAAAACACAAACGGAGGGAACAAAAUCUUGCACGCCGAGAUGAACUUGCUCUUGAACCACGAGAAAACCGGUACGAAGAAAACGCUCCUCGUCACUUUGCAGUGCUGCCGAAUGUGCGCGGCGUUAUCGCAGCGCUACGCAAACGAGUUGAGCGAAGUUGUUUAUUUACGCGCGGAUACAGGUCCGUUGGCGAAAAUGACCGCGCUGCAAAUCUGCGAGGAAGGAAAGUUGCGCGAGAGAAAACACGCAGAGUGA